Molecule: messenger RNA, 2284 nt
Organism: Solenopsis invicta (red fire ant)
Lineage: Eukaryota; Metazoa; Arthropoda; Insecta; Hymenoptera; Formicidae
Product: dnaJ homolog subfamily B member 6
Exons: 8
Coding region: 522-1499 (325 amino acids)
Cellular component (GO): cytoplasm; nucleus
Molecular function (GO): protein folding chaperone; Hsp70 protein binding
Source: RefSeq, a predicted model, not a curated record
AAACUGCGUUUUCAUCAGUAUAACCUUAUUUACAGUUGCCGCGAUUAAUAACUAUUCAAUUGUCACUAGAAAACCACAAGCUUACAGCCGACUAGCCCUUGAGCUGAUGUGUAGUGUUGUAUCGAUUACGGCAAUCAGAACGCAACUUGUGUCGCCGUGUGUCUAAAAGUGUCUAGGGACUCUAUUACAAUUGGAAAGCAUUUGUAGACUAUCAAAGAUUUGGGAACUCGAAAAGUUUCGCGAUAAUGAUAAUAACUGUAACAAUAAUCGCGGGAGAAAGAGUGGGGAAUAAGCGACCAAGGUCGUGAUAAAACUAAGUUUUCAAUCGCGCGCGCCUAUUCGUGGUCCGUUCGCGGGGUUACGCAGUCACGUCGCAAGUCACCCACGUCGUGAUGACUAGUAUGUUGGCCACGACUUCACCUGAGAUCUGAGACAGAAGAAGAAAAGGAGGGGGGAGGAAGAGAAAGAGAGACACACGGGUGGUUUCCUAAGCCCUGAUUCAUCUCCGAACGUGCUGAACGAUGGUCGAUUACUACAAAGUGCUUGAUGUACAGCGGAACUCUACUAGCGCUGACAUAAAAAAAGCGUAUAGAAAGUUGGCAUUAAAAUGGCAUCCAGACAAGAAUCCGGAAAAUUUGGAAGAGGCGAAUAAAAGAUUCAAGGAAAUCUCAGAAGCAUACGAAGUCUUGAGCGACGAUGUGAAGAGACGCACUUACGAUCAGCACUUGUAUCAGAGGGCGGCGUCAAGGCCUGGCCGUGGAUUCACCUUCCGGAGUUUCUUUGAUUCUCCCUUCCAGCGAUACUUCGAAAAGAAGAGGCGUGUUUACGAUCAAUAUGGCAAAGAUGGCCUUCAAAUGCCUGGUGGCAAACGACGCCACGGAGAUGACUUUGAUACGCACUUUGGCGGCACGUUCGUCUUCAGGGAUCCUGAGGAAGUAUUUAGAGAAUUUUUCGAUGGAAUACCGUUCGACGAUUUGUUUGCCGGGUUUCACGGCGGUGGUCGAAGAGGCACCGGGGGCAGACAUGGUCAUUCGGCUAAUAAUAGUCUGAGUACUUCUUUCUUGGGACCCUUUGGAUUCGGUUUUCGUUUUCCAUUUGAUGAUUUAAUGGGGAACCCCAGUGUUGCGGGAAACUUUACCUCCUUCGGUUCUGUUACUAGUUUCGACGGAAUGAGCGGUGGCGGUGCCGUGAAACGUACCAGUACCUCGACUCGUUUCAUCGAUGGAAAAAAAAUUACAACCAAAAAAGUCUACGAAAACGGAAAAGAAACGAUAAUGUCUUAUGAAAAUGAUGUCCUGAAAUCGAAGACAGUGAACGGCGUACCACAGUCAAUAACGUUCGACGAAGCAUCUACGAGUCAAGUCUGUGAGAACGUCAACGAUAACACGAUGGGUAACCACAGCUCGAAUGCGACCUGCGACUAUCUAAAAGCUAGCAGAAUAAAGACGCGUCACCAUCCGCAUAUGAGUAAGAAGCACGACAGAAAUAAGAGGAAAUAAAUUAUUUCGCUCUCAAGUUCCUUGUGUAUCCAAGUCGACGAGUACACGCUACUUAUAUUCGAUAUACUUAACAAAUUUGAUUCCGGAAAAAUUUUUGUCUUAUCACUAUUAUAUACUAUUCUAUCUAUUAUCAUCUAACAAGAAUUCAUAAAUUGUUGGUAAAGAAAAAAAAUUGUCCGCUAAUCUAUGUAUGAAAGAGGGAGAGUAAUAUCUUACAAAAGGUCAUGACUGGCUUGACAUAUCUACGCGGUUUGUAAUAAAGUUGAUUUAAAAAAAAAAGAUUUAUCGGCUUUUAGUUCAAAAAGCAAAGCGACCUGCUGUCCGUCGUCAUUGAGAGUCGUUUAGUUUUGCAAAAACGAGCUGUUUGAAUUUAGUUAGAUACUCGCGAUAGCAUACCACUUACACAGCGAAUCGAGACUAAUUUACAAGUAACAUCCGCAUUGUUUCUACCUAGUUUUGUGUAACGUAACCGAUGCGUUUGCUAACUUGAACCUCGAUUAUUCGCUAGGUUACAGAACUGAUGCAAAACUUAAUUUCUCAAAAUGAUAAAAACAUCUUAUGCAUCUCGUAUCGAUUAAUAGUAUAAUUAAUUUUUUUGCUGCGUACUUUUACUGUCGUUGGCUCUAGCGUUAUUUACCAAUUUAAGUUUUAGUUACAUUCGCGCUGUUGAGAAACUGUGUUAGAAGAACCGUUCUUGAUCAUAUUUCUUUCGAUUAGCUAUUUACAUAUGUGUAUAUAAUGAUAAGAAAAAAAUGUUAUAGAAAUACAUUAUUAAUAUACACUAA